This is a messenger RNA of Truncatella angustata, 1233 nucleotides long. Its product is annotated as putative hydroxyindole O-methyltransferase. The transcript has 2 exons. Lineage: Eukaryota; Fungi; Ascomycota; Sordariomycetes; Amphisphaeriales; Sporocadaceae. The record is from RefSeq and is a predicted model, not a curated record. Gene Ontology annotation, molecular function: O-methyltransferase activity. Bases 1 to 1233 code for a protein of 410 amino acids.
AUGUCCGAACCACAUGCGUAUUCAUUGAUAGAAAGCAUUGUUGCUGCUGGAAAUGCUUACGAGCAAGGUGACACAGGAGCCCGCGAGUCUCUUCUUGCCCUGAGCCAUGCUUUGAUCGCGCGCCUUGAAAUGCCAAGCGAAUUCAUGCAGCGCUCUUUCUGGGCUGAGCCUGCGAAAUCAGCCAUCUGCCGCAUCGCAGUGGAUUUGAAUAUAUUCCAAUACCUCGAAGACGCUGGAAAAGCAGGCCUAGAUUUCGAAGAGCUCGCGGCUAUGACAGGGAGUCAGUUAGGUCUUAUCGAACGUCUCAUGAGGCAUCUCGUCUCUACGAAAGUUUUGACAAUUACUGAUGGGAAGCUUCACUGCACGACCCUCAGCAACGGCCUCUCUGAAGAGAAAUACAGGGACAGCAUUGUAUGGGUUGACGACAUUUCACGACCGCUGUUUAAUCAGUUACCAGAGUAUUUAAGGUCUACGAGCUAUAGAGAGCCAUUAUCAGCGACAGAUGGCCCUUUCCAGCAUCAUUUCAAAACAACUCGAUCCUUUUACGAUUGGAAGGAUGCCACGCCGCAAUAUGAAAAAUUGCACAAAUCGCUCAUGUCAUCAUUCCGCGCUGGCAAGCCAGAUUGGUUCAUGCCAGGAUACUACCCUGUAGCGGAGCGUCUUGUCAAUGGUUUCGACGAAGACAAUGGCGAAGCAUUGCUUGUGGAUAUUGGUGGCAAUCGUGGUGACGAACUGAGACGCUUCGUAGAACAUCACUCGGAGCAUCCGGGAAAACUGGUCCUGGAGGAUUUGGAUGCUGUACUUUCAGCUGUAGAUACAGAGAAAACGCUCCCGUUCGAGAUCUGCGCCCACGACUUCUUCAAGCCUCAGCCUGUCAAGGGUGCCAGAGCCUAUUACUUGCACUCGAUCCUCCACAAUUGGAACGAUGAAGACAGCCUCAGGAUCCUGGAGAAUAUAAAGCCAGCUUUGAAGCCGGGUUACUCGCGUGUAUUGAUCAAUGAAAUCGCGAUCUCUGAUGAGAACCCGUCACUCUCAGGAAGCACCCUGGAUAUCCUCAUGAUGACAAACUGCGGAUCCCUAGAACGCACUGAAGGACACUGGAAAAGCCUACUUGAGAAAGCGGGGCUAAAGGUUCGCUAUAUCUACAGUCAUCCGGAAGCUGCUGAGAGCAUCAUUGAAGCCGAACUCCCUGCACAGGGCGUUGCUACAGGUUCUGCGGUCGUGAUUGGCUGA